AUGGAUAUAAAGACCUUGCUGGACAAUCUUCAUGAUGAAGUAUCUUGUUCUGUGUGUAUGUGUCCAUUCACUGAUCCAAAGCAGUUGCCUUGUUUGCACAGUUUCUGUCUUCAUUGCCUGAACGGAAUUCAACGAACGAGCGGCGUCCGUGGUAAAAUUACGUGCCCUGAGUGCAGAAGACAGUUUCAGAUUUCUGGAAGUGGAAAUCCCAGCGAACUUCCCACCAAUUUUCGAAUAAACAGUUUGCUAGAUGUCUUGGCAAUAAAGGAGUGCAGUACAGUCAACGUGAAAUGCAGAAACUGCGAGAAACGGAGCGCCAAGACCUUAUAUUGCUUCCAGUGUUGUUCAUUCUGGUGUGAAGAAUGUAUUGUAGGACAUAACAUAAUGCGAGAAAAUAANAUAAACUUGAUUUCGAACUUUUCCAUGGAUAUAAAGACCUUGCUGGACAAUCUUCAUGAUGAAGUAUCUUGUUCUGUGUGUAUGUGUCCAUUCACUGAUCCAAAGCAGUUGCCUUGUUUGCACAGUUUCUGUCUUCAUUGCCUGAACGGAAUUCAACGAACGAGCGGCGUCCGUGGUAAAAUUACGUGCCCUGAGUGCAGAAGACAGUUUCAGAUUUCUGGAAGUGGAAAUCCCAGCGAACUUCCCACCAAUUUUCGAAUAAACAGUUUGCUAGAUGUCUUGGCAAUAAAAGAGUGCAGUACAGUCAACGUGAAAUGCAGAAACUGCGAGAAACGGAGCGCCAAGACCUUAUAUUGCUUCCAGUGUUGUUCAUUCUGGUGUGAAGAAUGUAUUGUAGGACAUAACAUAAUGCGAGAAAAUAAAGACCACAGAACUCUAGCGUUGAAAGAUUUUCAAGAUCAAGACAUCAAGGCUGUAUUAGAGCGACCAGCAUUUUGUCAAAAGAAACACCGUGAAAACAAAGAGUUGGAGCUCUUUUGCAAGGACUGUAAAGUUGCCAUUUGUAGCACUUGUGCCAUGACGCUUCAUGAAGGUCAUGGUAAGAUGCCCUUGCAAGAAGCUACUGAUGAGCGCAAAGCACAGAUCAACUCCAUGAUUCGAUCUUUAAAAGACAAAGCACUGGAAAAACAAAAGGAAGUAGAACAAUUUAACCAAAAAAGCAUCGCAUUUCAAUCGAAAGUAGCCGAGGUAAAAAGCCAAGUACAAUCCUGUGUAGACCAAAUUAUUGCAAUCAUCGAAGCGAGGAAACAGGAUGUUUUUGAUGUGAUUGAUAAUCAAGAGAAAAAGUCACUGGAAUCUUUAUCACAUAAAAAAGACGAGCUGAACAAACAAGUAAAAUUAAUCGAAUCAGCAAUGGAACAAACUGAAACUCUGUUGAAACGAAGCUUUAGCACUGAAAUCCUGGGAUUCAGUGAAACAUUUGAUUCAAUUCUACAGGAAGAGAGAACACAAGAAAACCGUGACACUGAAUGUAUCCCUAGGUUUAGUUUUACUAAAAGUGAAAAACUGAUUAACCUGUUGAGCAUGAGCGAGGGGAUAGGUAAUGUAGAAUUUGUUUUUAGCAAAACUAAAGCGCAACAAUUGGGAACUAAAGGUAAAGAAAGUAGUAAAGUAAUUGCUGGGAAUAAAGGAGCAAAUGUUCAUGACAGUCCUCUCGAGACUCAGGUACAAACCAGGCGCUUCAGAUCUGUGCUGUCAUUUGGACAAAAAGGUGAGUCUGUUGGAAUGCUUAAAACUCCCUGGGCGGUGGCAGUGAAUGAUCAGGAUGAAAUUGCUGUGACUGAGCUCAGUAACCAGAGGGUUUCAGUGUUUAGUAGUGACGGUACCCACUUAAGAUCGUUUGGUAGAUGGGGUAAGAAUAAUGGUGCGUUCAAGUGCCCUAAAGGACUCGCUUUUGAUAGUCAUGGCAAUAUUGUAGUGGCGGACAGUAAUAACCACAGGGUGCAAGUCUUUGAUAGGAAUGGUAACUUUCUUAGUAAGUUUGGUGAACAUGGAAGUCUUGAUCACCAGCUUAAAAGCCCUGAAGGUUUAUCAAUAAACGGCAACGGUGAUAUUAUUGUUGCUGAUACCAAUAACAAAUUAAUCAAGGUAUUCUCUUCUAGUGGGAGGUAUUUACGUAAAUUUGGUGGAGCAGGUUCUUUGGUCGAACCCUAUCACUGUAUCCAACACGGUCAAUAUUUUAUAGUCUCAGACGAAGUUGAUCAUUCCAUUAAAAUGUUUAAUCUGGAGGGAAAGUUUAUUUCUAAAUUUGGAAAACAGGGAAACAAGGAUGGAGAGUUCAAUAAGCCCCGUUAUUUGUCAGUCAACAAAGAAGGAUUGCUAAUGGUCUGUGAUGCAGGAAAUGCCAGAGUUCAGUUAUUUGAACUGAGUGGAAAGUUUGUUACAAAGUUUGGAAGUGAAGGUAGUGAGAGAGGAGAGUUCAAGUUUCCAAGGUCUUUAGCAAAUCUUAGUGAUGGAAGGAUAGUUGUAUGUGAAAUGAAUAACAACCGAAUCCAAGUGUUUGACAAGAUAUGA
Porites evermanni is the source of this 2472-nucleotide messenger RNA. NCBI's taxonomy places the organism in Eukaryota, Metazoa, Cnidaria, Anthozoa, Scleractinia, Poritidae. The record is from the annotation of a GenBank genome assembly.